This is a messenger RNA of Nanorana parkeri, 1966 nucleotides long. RefSeq names its product transmembrane protein 62 (gene TMEM62). The transcript has 14 exons. NCBI's taxonomy places the organism in Eukaryota, Metazoa, Chordata, Amphibia, Anura, Dicroglossidae. Bases 16 to 1932 code for a protein of 638 amino acids. The record is from RefSeq and is a predicted model, not a curated record. Gene Ontology annotation, molecular function: hydrolase activity.
CUCAGUCCUGGAAGGAUGCUGAAGCUGGUGGCUGGCUUGGUGCUGGGGCUGCUUCUGGCUCUGAUUCUGGGCAGCUAUAGCAGCACUGGUCGCAGGGCUCAGCUCAGAACCAGACAUGCAGGGGACAUGACUGGACCAUGGCCUGGGAAGGAGCUCAGUAACAUCUUCUGGGCUGUACAGGUGACCGAUAUCCAUGUUAGUAAAUUCCUGGAUCCUGAAAGGGUGUCACAGUUUCAGUCUUUUUGUACGGAAAGCCUUGCGAUCAUCCAGCCGGCCCUUGUUCUAGUAACAGGUGAUCUGACAGAUGGCAAAACCAAAGAUAAAUUGGGGUCUGACCAGUUUGAGGAAGAAUGGCAGAUUUACAGAUCUGUUCUGAAGAAGUCCCAGAUAUUGGAGAAAACCAAAUGGAUCGACAUUCGUGGGAAUCAUGAUUCAUUUAACAUUGCACACCUGAGCAGCAUCAAUAACUACUACAGGAAAUACUCAGGAUGGCAAAAGGAAGGUUCCUUUCAUUAUAUUCACCAAACCCCAUUUGGGAAAUACUCCUUCAUCUGUGUAGAUGCCACCCUCACUCCUGGACCCAAAAGACCGUACAACUUCUUUGGAAUAAUUAAGAAGGACCAGAUACAGAAGCUGUCGGCAUUGGCCGUGGAGAGUCUUCAUAGCAACCAAUCUGUGUGGUUUGGUCACUAUCCCACUUCAACCAUUGUGUCUUCUUCCCCUGGGAUCCGGGAAGUAAUGAGUUCGGCUGUGGCGUACAUGUGUGGUCACCUGCACACUCUGGGAGGGCUGGCACCUGUCCUGCAUAGUCAGCAUCAACAAGGCACCCUGGAGCUGGAGCUUGGAGACUGGAUGAAGAAUAGGAGAUACCGUAUAUUUGCCUUUGAUCAUGACCUGUACAGCUUCAUUGACCUGCAACAUAACGAGUGGCCUGCAAUUCUCAUUACUAACCCUAAAUCUGCUCUGUAUACAAACCCAGCAGUGGAGCCUGUGAAACGUAUCCAGCAGUCUACACACAUCAGAUUGCUGGUAUUUUCACUGGAUCCCAUCAUCUCUGUCAAGGUGUUCAUAGAUGGCAUUGAAAUGGGUGAAGCUGAGCAUUCCUCUGGUCCAUUGUAUGUGUUUGAGUGGAGUGCUGAAGCCUAUAUUAGUGGACUACAUGAGGUCAAAGUCCAAGUAAAGGAUGCAGCUGAGAGGAAACAAACCAGAAGCCAUCUGUUCAGCUUAGAAGAUGAUGUUUCUGUCAGCUUCAGCCUGUUUCCAUCUCUUAUUCUUCUUACAGAUCACUACAUCGUGGCUCAGGUGCUGUUUAUUGUCAUGGUUCUGAGUCAGCUCCUGGUACUCAUUAUUUUCAGGAUCAGAAAGAGGCCAAUACUCAGAGGGCCCCCUGGAUGUUUUACGCUGGCCUCUUUCUCUAUGCAUGUGCUAAGCAAGAACAAUGUCUUCUUCUAUGCCAUUGUACUGCUGACUCUGUUCACAGCCAUAGGUCCCUGGUUCAUUGGAGAAAUUAUAGAUGGCCACAUGGGUGCUUGCUUUGCCUUUGGAGUGAUUGUUGCAGGCCAUUUCUUGGAUGGAAGUCUCACAUACAUGGUUGGAAUAGCACAGAUGGCUUUCUUUAAUAUCCCCCUGACUGCAUACCUGUGCUGGUGUUUACUGUGUAGAUGCAAAGGACACGGUUUCUUUUCCCACCUGCGACAUACUAGGAAGGUUGUCUGUGUGCCAGUUCACUUCUUUAUGCUCCUCCUUCUGGCCUGGCAGAUCUAUUCCUGCUUUUUCCUCUUAUUGACCUACGGCACAUUAGCAACUUUCCUCUCGCCGAUGAAGCUGUGGCUGGUGGUGGUUACGUUGGUCUUGGGCAGGAAAGUGUGGGUGUUCAAUACCCCAGAACUAAGGUCUUAUGUCAUUGAGCUGAAGAACUGCCAGAGCACUUGACAGCUACCUGAUGAAAGGGAAACAUAGGUGUAGU